AUGGCCUAUCCGAAUCCCGGAGAUAAACGGCUGCCGCAUCUGAGAUCCACUCCACCUGGCGGUGGCGGAUCAGCCUACACGGCGAUUGCCGCUGAAUUGUUGGUCGAGAAGCGUCCUCAACAAUGGACUGGGAGUUCUCCGAGCCUUGCUUCGCCGAUAAUCAAACAGGAGCCCAGCGAGUCCUUGAACAGGUUGAGCCUUGAAGACUCUGUCAGACCUUUCCAACAGGCCAAAGAAAUAAGACCAUUCAAACGCCCAGCAGCCGAAACCGAAUGGCGACCCAGCAAGAUCGGACCGCGCUCGGCCUCUCCAGCCUACUCUCCCGGCCGCCAUGAGGACGAUUUCUCACACAUUCACUCUCCACCCCCCACCUCGAGUAGACGGUCGCCUUCAGCAAGGGGCUACCAAUCCGCUCAGCAGACGCCCGUCUCCUCUCCGGGGCCGGGGCCACACCAGUUUGCUACCUUAGCGCGUCAGAACAGUCGUACUCUGGCUCAGCACGCAGAGUCGGAAAGGAGAAGCUAUGAUGCACGGCCCGCGUCGGCUCACUCGUCCCAGGAUGAUUUCUCGGCCGAGGCAGACAUCAAACCUUUACUCCAGCCUGAAACCCGGUCCAUCUCCCUGGAACAGCUCGUCAACGAGGUCAAGGGCAUCUACGCUGGCCUGGUCAUGGUCGAGAAGAAGUGCGUCGAGAUAUGUGCGCAACAAGCUCAAACCACCACCAAACUCUCCAACGAGCAGUGGCAGGCGUUGAUCGCCUUACAUCGCACCCUCCUCCAUGAGCACCAUGAUUUCUUCCUAGCAUCCCAACACCCGACAGCAUCACCGGCAUUGCGGCGCCUGCCCACCAAGUAUGCAAUGCCGGCCCGCAUGUGGAGACAUGGUAUCCAUUCUUUCCUUGAGCUACUUCGUCAUCGUCUUCCGUACUCUUUGGAGCAUAUGCUAAGCUUUGUUUACCUCGCGUAUCAAAUGAUGGGGCUUCUCAUGGAAUCCGUGCCCGCUUUCCACGAGACCUGGAUAGAAUGUUUGGGCGACUUAGCUCGCUAUCGGAUGGCUAUCGAGGAAGCUGACCUAAAAGAUCGAGAGACGUGGUCCAACGUGGCUCGUAUGUGGUACCAGAAGGCCGCAGACCGCUCGCCCGACACUGGGAGGAUCCAGCAUCACCUUGCAGUUCUCGCCAGGCCCAAUAUUGUCUGCCAGUUGUUUCACUACUCAAAGGCCCUUAUCUCUGUCGACCCGUUCCCCAACGCCCGGGAUUCCAUUAUGCUAUUGCUUAACCCCUUAUUGGACGCGUGCUCAGGCCAGAAGUCUAGGUUGGAUUCGACCCAUUCCAAAUAUUCAAAGCUCGAGAGUUCUCUGGUGACUGCCGCCGGUCUUCUGUUCACCAAGGGUUCCAUCGACCAGUAUUGCUUUCAGGUUGACCGGUUUACAUUAGAAUUGGAGAACCACAUAGCACGAUCCGGUGUCAAUUGGAAGGUCCAGGGACCCGAGGUGGCUUCUGCGCUCAUUGCCUUCCUUCUCGACUAUGGGUUGGAAGAGAACUACCUAUGGAAAUCCUUCCGUGCUAACCACGAUAGACUUAAAGGCUGCCAGAUCGAUCAGCAGCAGCAGCAGCAGCAGGAAUGCAGCUCCACGAUCACCCCCGACCCCAUGGCCAAACAACGCAUUCACCGCGAAUUCUGGGAACAAAAUGGAUCCAUCAAUGUAAGCGACUUCCGACAGGCUCCUCCACCUCCGGAACAUCGUGUCAAUGUCAACUUUACAUCGGCGGAUGAAGUUACCUCGUACGCUCUUCCCGUCUGGUCUAAGGCCAUCUCUAUUGUCGCUGCUAAGCUCGGGGACCGCAACAUCCUACCCUUCCUCCAUCUUACGUUGGCAUUUCUCUGGUCCCUGUCGUACGUUCCAGGUGCUCUGAUCUACGUCGAAAAUCAUGUUCCGUGGAGUGUGUUGGUCCUUUGUUUGAACAGUAUGAGCAGAUCCGGUGUGGUUGACGCGCACGUCGAGUCCACGGAGUUCCCUCAACAACAGUCGGGCACGGGAAGGCAGUUGCCCGAAGACUUUCCCAUCCGUGGCCUGGUCUGGGCGCCGUAUUAUUUCCCGUCGGACUUUUUUGAAGGGGAUGUGGUGGACGAAGAUGAGCGGCAAUUGGAACUGCCAAGCCACACAGCACCACGGACUGAACGGUGUCUCUGGCUGGGAGCUAGACUGGCAUCGUUGAAUCGCUACAUAACAUAUGACCGCUCCACAAAGCAAUUCGGCUGCACCAGCUUUGCUUUGUCGCUCUCGGAGAAUAUAUCGAUGUACACAUGGCGCGUUCAAACGCCCACCACCUCUGGACGUGAUCUGCAAAUGACCGACGUCCGGUUUUGAAGAGAUCAAGAAGCCGCGAGCGGUGAUCCUGGGUCGGCAAUGGGACCCGUUAGGCUGUUCCAACCUUGUGCUUGGAUCAUCGCUGCAGGUUUAUCGCACUUUGUCUCGUAGGGCCCAGAUUCUUGGAGUGCUCAAGAACUUUGAGUGAUUCUGCCGGAAUGAUCUCUUGCGAUUCUGACUCUAAUCUUAAGAGAGG
Molecule: messenger RNA, 2566 nt
Organism: Cladophialophora immunda
Lineage: Eukaryota; Fungi; Ascomycota; Eurotiomycetes; Chaetothyriales; Herpotrichiellaceae
Exons: 3
Coding region: 1-2370 (789 amino acids)
Biological process (GO): nuclear-transcribed mRNA catabolic process, nonsense-mediated decay
Cellular component (GO): telomerase holoenzyme complex
Molecular function (GO): protein binding; telomerase RNA binding; telomeric repeat DNA binding
Source: RefSeq, a predicted model, not a curated record